Messenger RNA from Brassica rapa (field mustard), 462 nucleotides. RefSeq lists its product as uncharacterized. The record is from RefSeq and is a predicted model, not a curated record. NCBI's taxonomy places the organism in Eukaryota, Viridiplantae, Streptophyta, Magnoliopsida, Brassicales, Brassicaceae. Gene Ontology annotation, molecular function: zinc ion binding.
AUGAGUGAUGUUUCUGGAGCUUCAAGUGGGUCGUCAAUGGUGCGUUCAAGGAAAAGGGUCGUGGGUGUCCCAAAACAGUGUUGGUGCGGAUAUGAAAUCUUGACUUUGAUGUCAAGAUCAGACAAAAAUCCGUAUCGUCGUUACCAUAGGUGUUCUUAUGCUGUUUCAAAAAAGCUUGAGAAUGAUAAUCAUUUCUUCAAGUGGGUGGAUGAGGCAUUGUUAGAAGAGAUUAAUGUUCUGAAGAACAAAAUGAGUAAUCUUGAAGAAUUGGUGAAAGAAGUUAUGAUGGAACGAGGAGAAAGUGAGAAGAAGGUAUUUGAGAAGAUGGAGAUGAAGCUAGAGAUAGAGCUUUUCGACAAGAUGGAAGAAGUGUUAAAGGAAGCGAAAUGGAGCAUGAAGAAGAUGUGUGCUGGUAUUGUAAUAGCUUGUGUUGUUGGGUUUGUCAUCAUUAAGCUUGUGUGA